GUUGUCGCUACAGCAUCAUGGCGGCGGCGGUACAGGCUUGAAAAGAGAUACAGCUGUAAUUGUCGUAAUUUUUAACUUUUAACUGUCCAACUAAAAUUAAAAUCACACCAGCCUGCUGGAGAAUUUUUUUAGAGGAGCUGGAGAUUGAUGAGAAGUUCCGAGCUUUCGGUCUGCUGCUCGCUUUGUUGCUCGGUUUGCUAGAGAGUUUUGAGAUGUGCUCCCAGACCAAAGCGGCGGCUCUCAUGGCCAACAUUCCGCGGGUAGACAUCGACCCCUCUGGGGUUUUUAAAUAUGUGCUGAUCCGGGUUCAUAGCCGAGAGGAGGGAGACGACGCGGAGAUAGAUAUAGUCCGAGGAUACGCCUGGGCUGAGUAUCACGCUGAUAUCUACGACAAGGUUUCAGAGGAGCUGGAAAAAGGUGGAAUACUGGACUGCGAGUGUGUCGGAGGAGGCAGGAUAAAACAUGAUCCAGGUGCCAAGAAGAUCCAUGUGUACGGUUACUCAAUUGGAUUUGGAAGAGCAAACCAUGCGGUGACCACAGAGAAACUGAAGGAUCAAUACCCAGACUAUGAGGUGACCUGGGAUAAUGAAGGCUACUAAGCUAAGCAGCAGAUGGACUGAAGCGUGCUCAAUGUUCUGCACCCUCAUAGCCGCCAGUCUGCCAUUUGGCGUGAAGGAAAACCUUCUAAAUCUACUGCAAAACCAAGAGUGACUCUGAGAAUGAGAUGUUAGGAAAUAAAAGGUUUUAUUUCCUUCAUUACAUCUUUGCUGCAUCAAGAACUCAUACUUGUGCACAAGUAUCAAUUUGUGUCUGACUAUGUCCAUCGCAGUGUUUAAAAAAAUAUUUUUCAGUCUCCUUCAGCUGAGCUUAUAAUAAAAAAAGUUUUUCUUAAGCAGUUUGAUAUAGUAUGGAAUUAAUCCAGGUUAUAGGAAAAAAGAAAUCGUAACAGUUUGGCAGAGUACUG
Messenger RNA from Cyprinodon variegatus (sheepshead minnow), 964 nucleotides. RefSeq names its product phosphohistidine phosphatase 1 (gene phpt1). NCBI's taxonomy places the organism in Eukaryota, Metazoa, Chordata, Actinopteri, Cyprinodontiformes, Cyprinodontidae. Gene Ontology annotation, biological process: peptidyl-histidine dephosphorylation. The record is from RefSeq and is a predicted model, not a curated record. The transcript is spliced from 3 exons. The coding region runs from base 213 to 599 and encodes 128 amino acids. Gene Ontology annotation, cellular component: cytosol. Gene Ontology annotation, molecular function: protein histidine phosphatase activity.